AUGUCAUUAAACAAUGAAGACACGGUUUUAAAAAAUAGGAGUAAAAUUAAAGCCGAACUAUAUUUAGAAGAAAAACAUGUAAUGCCCUUAGUGAACCAUUUAACCAGUACAUUGCUAAUACACGAACCUAAAGACCCAAUAGAAUUUCUCGUACACCAAGUGAAAGACAUAAUGCAUUUCCGGAAUAACCGUGGCAAACCACCAAUACUAUUCAACGACGAUCAUUUAACAAAUGUUUUUAAAGGAGUAGACUUUUUAAAUAAGAGUACGAUUGAUUUGAGUCAAUAUUGCAGUGCUAUGAAGAUGCUAGGACUGAAUGAAAACGAUUUCAACCAGAAUCCACAAGUGGACGAAAACAACCAAAUUGAAUGUAAAAUAUUCGUAUACGAGGCAAAGUUUGCGUUAAUAAAACAGAUGAACACGAUGAUACAGUAA
This is a messenger RNA of Rhopalosiphum maidis (corn leaf aphid), 435 nucleotides long. RefSeq lists its product as uncharacterized. The transcript is spliced from 4 exons. Lineage: Eukaryota; Metazoa; Arthropoda; Insecta; Hemiptera; Aphididae. The coding region runs from base 1 to 435 and encodes 144 amino acids. The record is from RefSeq and is a predicted model, not a curated record.